AUGGACGUGAUGCAUGCGUGUCGCUGCUGCCUGCGGCGUGCUCCGGACAAGGAUCUGACGACGCCGUACACACAUCUCGGCAUGACGGAGAUAUAUGCCGACAUGAUCAAAGGGUGCUUUGACAUAAAUCUGGUAGUGGGCGGCUCGGGCUCGUGCGGCAUCUGCUCGGCGUGCGUGGGCCGCCUGCGAGACGCGAGCCACUUCAAGCUGCAAGUAGAGCACAGCCAGGCGGAGCUGCAGGCGUGGAUACAGGCAGCGAGCGUCAAAGUAGAGGAGCGGGCAGUCAAGUCGGAGGUGUCGGACGCGGCGAGUGACGAGGACUGCGUGUCGGUGUGUUCAGAGGGCAGCGACGCCCGCGCCAGGGAACAGCUCGCGAUGGAUUGUUUUGUGGUGCUCGAGCGCCUCCCUAGCGACGCGAUUUUUCACAGUGGAGUAGAAACAUACGACUGCGAACGCUGCUGUGGCAAGCAUCUCAGAAACAAGCAUAUUUUAAGAAAACGCAUACAAAAAAGGUGCAGUCGGAAAGCAACCUUGCGAUUACAUCAAAGGAAACACACUGGAGAGAAGCCGUACAAAUGUAGCCAUUGUGACUACAAGUGCAGUGAUAGGACAACUAUACGAAACCACGAAAGGAGACAUACUGGCGAGAAGCCUUUUACGUGCAGCUACUGUGAUGUGAUUACAAAUGCAGCCGAAAAACACGCUUAUCAGAACACCUGA
Molecule: messenger RNA, 720 nt
Organism: Cydia splendana
Lineage: Eukaryota; Metazoa; Arthropoda; Insecta; Lepidoptera; Tortricidae
Product: zinc finger protein 14-like
Exons: 5
Coding region: 1-720 (239 amino acids)
Biological process (GO): regulation of DNA-templated transcription
Cellular component (GO): nucleus
Molecular function (GO): DNA-binding transcription factor activity, RNA polymerase II-specific; zinc ion binding; RNA polymerase II cis-regulatory region sequence-specific DNA binding
Source: RefSeq, a predicted model, not a curated record